Messenger RNA from Syzygium oleosum, 1428 nucleotides. RefSeq lists its product as uncharacterized. Bases 228 to 1076 code for a protein of 282 amino acids. Lineage: Eukaryota; Viridiplantae; Streptophyta; Magnoliopsida; Myrtales; Myrtaceae. The transcript has 3 exons. Gene Ontology annotation, molecular function: protein binding. The record is from RefSeq and is a predicted model, not a curated record.
AUAACCUAAAAAUCACAGCCACACUCCCCGCAUCUUCUCCUUCUCCCCUCCCUCCCUUCCCUCCCACGAACGUCCUCAGAUUCCUCCUCCAUUCACGCGGAUUUCCUGAUCGGCUCCAACGAAUCCGAUCCGAUCCCUUCCUCCGACUACUGCUCUCGUUUGCACCUCCGGAUUCCGCGAUUUCUCGAGACCUGUGCGAUCCGGCGAGGUAAGUCCGGAAGGGCCAUAUGGCGUCUUCGGGGACGUUGAGCUUGAUCGAGCGAGCCCACCAGAUGUAUCGCGACGUUCGGUACGAGGUGGCCCUCGGCUUCUACACGGAGGCCCUCGCCAUGGCCAAGACGAAGCCCCAGAGGAUCGCUCUGCACAGCAACAGAGCCGCUUGCUAUCUCAAGCUGCACGAUUUCAAGAAGGCAGCUGAAGAGUGUACUUCUGUGCUUGAGCUUGAUCACAAACAUACAGGAGCACUGAUGCUACGGGCGCAGACCCUGGUUACCCUGAAGGAGUAUAACUCGGCGCUCUUUGAUGUGAACAGACUCAUUGAGUUGGAUCCUUCAUCGGAGGUGUACAGGAAUCUUGAAUCUCGUUUGAGGACCCAACUGUCAUUGGCUCCAAUACCUGAAUCUGAGGCAGAGCUAGAAGAAGAUGAAGAAGAAGGAGAGAAUGAAUCUGAUAUCAAAGGAGAUGAAGCAGAAAUAUGUCAAGAUGUAGGACUUAAUGCAGCUGGCUCAGCUCAAGGAACAGAUCAGGAUAAAGAGUUUGACAUGACAAAUCUUGCUCAGUCUGUCUCUAGUGAAGUACAGCCUGAGAAGGAAUCAUAUGAACAAAGAGAUGAUGGGAAGGCUGAUCGCAUCGAGACUAUUCCCACCACAGAAGUCAAUGUCCCUAAUGCCCAAUGCACUAAGGAUGAUUCUAAAGGAUGGCAAGCGAUCCCUAAACCAAAGGGGCACUCAACGCUGGACUAUGCUCGUUGGGACAGAGUUGAAGAUAAUUCUAGUGAAGAUGAUGAUGACGACGAUGAUGACGAGUGUCGGUAUCGCUUCUGUGUAAGAACAGUCGGUGUCCGUCCGGUGAAAUAAUUUCCCGUUUACUCGAGACAUAUCUGAUCCCUACAUUUUUCGUGGGAAAAAGGUUAUUAAGUCAAAGCUGUGCAGAUCAGGUGACUUUGUUCACAAAAAUAGAGCUUUGCCUGAUUUCAGUCCCUGUGAGUGAUGUGCACAAUAAACAUGAUGAUUCCCAUGGUGUACAAAAUGGAGAUCGAUUCUUUUGCACUGGGUUCUCAGAUCUGUUUUAAUGGUCUAGGCAGUACAGCUUUUGUACAGGAAAUAAGGUGGGGUUAUUGUGGUGUGAUUGAGAUGCUGCAUGGUGUUGACUUUGAACUUCUUUAUUCAUUUGAUCAAAAGCUCCUGAAGUGCUUCUUUUGUCAUGUAA